This is a messenger RNA of Cladocopium goreaui, 823 nucleotides long. The record is from the annotation of a GenBank genome assembly. Lineage: Eukaryota; Dinophyceae; Suessiales; Symbiodiniaceae.
CACCAUUUUUCAGCCGACUGUUUCCUGACAAAGAUGGUCAAAGAUCUCCGCCGGAGGGUCGCCUACCGUGCAGGUCUGAUCCUGCUGGUAGCUGCCGCGUUACCACACGUUUUUUGUGGACCUUUCUCUGAAAUCUCCAGAGCUGACAGACAGCGAAACAAUGCGCGCCUGCCACCUUUAGAACCGUCCACGGACGGCGGGCGAGUCGCGCCGCUCAACUUUACGAGCAGCGUCGCUCUUGCUGCUUUCACAGCAGCGUGCUUGGUCUUGUCGACGCUGUCAACUGCUGCUGUGGCACAAGAUCCCAUGAUGGCGGAACUGGACCAACGUCCCUACAUCGAGAGGAAUCCCCCGCAACCUCCACCGGAUGACGACAAAGCACCGGACAUUGCUCCUGAGGAGCGUCAACGGAGGCGGACCAGUCCCUCCAAGGACGUGAGUAGCGAGGAGUGGUACGAGUACGGCAAGGACGUCUUCGUUGCCAAAUGUGCGGGGUGCCAUCCGGGUGGCAUGAACCAAGUUCGUGUGUCCAAAGGAUUGAAUCUGGAAGACCUGGAGAGAUGGGGAUUUCUCAAGGAGCCACAGAAGAUCACGGAAAUCAUCCGAUACGGAAAGGGAACCAUGCCAGGUUUCGCAAAAGAUUGUCCCGAGAAGAGUGGCUACCAGCAAUGUGGUGUCGUUGUUCCAUUGGACGAGGCCACCUUGAUCGAUGUGGAAGACUUCAUGAUGAACCGUGCCAAUUCCGGAUGGCGUGGUCGUGGAUAGACUGGAUAGAAUCGUCGCCUGUGUGGGCAUGGAAAAGGAGGGAAAAGGACGCGGAAAA